This is a messenger RNA of Schistosoma rodhaini, 1496 nucleotides long. Lineage: Eukaryota; Metazoa; Platyhelminthes; Trematoda; Strigeidida; Schistosomatidae. The record is from the annotation of a GenBank genome assembly.
GGUUAAUAUAGUUCAGAAUAAUAAAUGGUCACUCAAUGACUGAAACAUACUUUAAUAACAAUAUUUAAUAUUUCGAUACUAGGUUGCCUAUAAUAAGGUAUAUUUCUUGUGGAACACUAAUCACAAUUUUUGUUUAUGUAUUUUGAUUACAGGGUGGCGAUCAUCGACCUUUGUACCAUACUUGUCCAUGUUUGCUGUUUCCGCGUUUGCUCUGCUGUCUUCCGUCGUUGUACAUGCUUUAGUGGACAAAAUCGCGAAACGUUUAAACCCUUUUCGUCAUGAACUGUCUGCAAAUCAAGAAGCAAAGCCAAAAUAUGUUCAGAGGCAAAAUUUUAUUUGGCAAAAUACGUGUGUAUCUUUUGUGCACGCAUUCGUAUCAGGGAUUUGGUCCUUAUCAACGUUCUACUUCGAACCCGACUUCUUGACCGACUUGAUAAACCUGUCUACAGGGCGAUCUAUUUCCCUGGUAUCCUACUCUCUUGGUUACUUCAUUUUUGAUUCCGUACAUAUGGCUAUCCUGCAUCCUUAUCGAUCCACAGCUGAGUUGUUAGUGCAUCACUUUGUCAUAUUUUUGUGCUUCUCAUCUGCAUUAUUAUCCGGGAACUAUAUCGGGUAUGCUGUUGUUUCGCUUCUUCCUGAAGUUAAUUCAAUCUUCUUGCACCUGCGAAGGGCAAUGAACUAUCUACAUGUGCCUAAAAGAAAUCCCUUCUUUCGUGCCACUUGUUUGUUAAACAUCAGUUCAUUCAUUGUGUUCCGUUUCAUGGUAUUAUCUUGGAUGACUCGUUGGAUCGUCAUUAAUCGGGAUCGAGUUCCAUUCGGAUACUACUGCCUUGGCUCAGUUGGCCUUGCCGUGUUAAUGGUUAUGAAUAUUGUUCUGUUUAUCCGGGUUGUUUACGCUGAUUUCUUAACAAACAAUACAGUUUCCAAUGCAGCGUUGUUAGUUUCUGCAGCUGGCUCCGGUACAGGUGCACCUGGAAGACCUCAUCUGUCAAUGCAUUCAUCUUAUGUUUCUGCGCAUUAAGAUGAUUUUAAGUGAUUCUGUCUUUUUAUUUUGUAUACCGUAUAGUUUUUUAAAAAUUCAACUUUUAUGACAAAAAAUAUUUCGUCCUGUCGCCUAUGUAAAUAAACAUUAUGCGGUCCGACAGUAAAAUUUGCUAAUCAUUUAUCCGUAUUUUGGAUAUCAAAAGUAAUUGCUAAUUUAACCUGUAUUUUUAUAAUCCCUUUUCAGUGUAUUAUUAGUCCGUAAUAUGACUCCGUUUUAUCUGUGAUAUUACUUCAAUACUUCCCUAUCAUUUUUACUUUUUCAUUGUUCGCCUAUGUGUCUACAAGUUUUAUGUAGUAUGUUUAUUCACUAAAUGUGGUCCGUAGUUGCAGAUUUGGGAAUAAGAGUUCAUAUUAUUUUAGGGAGAUUUGAUAUUAAUGUACUUUUUGUUUUGAUAUUUUCUAUAUUACAUAAUUCCGUCCUAUAAAUAAUGAAUAAACUUAUACAUAACAAA